AUGCCCAAACUCAACACCCUUGCCUUGGCCGUGGCCGUAGCUUUCGCCACGACUGCCACGGCACACACUUCCUUCACGACACUCUUUGUCAAUGGUGUCGACCAGGGCGACGGCACCUGUGUCCGUCAGCCGACCGACCCCCAGACCUCAACGUUCCCCGUCGAGGACCUGGCCAGCUCAGACAUGAUUUGUGGCCGAAAUGGGCUCGCUUCCGUCGCGUUUACCUGCCCCGUCGGCGCCGGCUCGACGCUGACAUUUGAGUUCCGUGAAAACCCAGACGGCUCUGCUCCGGGUGCCAUCGACAAGUCACACAAAGGUCCCUGUGCUGUCUACCUCCGGCAGGUGUCCGAUAUGGCGUCCGAGACGCCCGCCUCCUCGACUGGCUGGUUCAAGAUUUACGAGGACGGCUACGACAACAGCACGGAUCAGUGGUGCACCGAGAAGCUCAUAACCACCAACGGCCUUCUCUCGGUGGCGCUCCCAAGCGGCCUGCCUGCGGGUGCAUACCUUGUUCGGCCGGAGCUGCUGGCCCUGCACGAGGCACAAAAGGGCGAUCCGCAGUUUUAUGUCGGGUGCGCCCAGAUCUUUGUGGCGGGGACAAGCAGCGGGCAGCUGCUCACGAUCCCCGAGGGCCACGAGGCCACCAUUCCUGGCCAUGUCAAGGCGGGCGACCCGUCCGUCACGUUCAACAUUUACACGCCCGCCUUCCCGUACCCGAUGCCUGGCCCGGCGGUGUUUUUCCCGAUGGCCGACGACGCGUCCGACGCAAAGGCCAACGCAGCCGGCAACAACCGGAUCGAUGCCUCGUCCUCGUCCUCUUGCUCAGCAUCGUCCAAGUCCAACAAAUUGGCCGUGGCAGCCCAGCAUGCCGGCGUCGCUUUUGUGCCAAGCGCGUGCCUCAUCAAGAAUGCCAACUGGUGCGGCGUCGAGGUGCCGAGCUACACGACCGAGGCCGGAUGCUGGGAUGCCUCUGAGAACUGCUUCCACCAGGAGGCGGCGUGCUACAGCAGCGCCCCGCCGUCGGGCGACGCCAACUGCGACGUGUGGGACAAGAAAUGCACGGCGAUUCAGGCGGCAUGCGGUGCGGGGAGCUUUGUCGGCCCGCCGAAUGCCGGCCAACCGUUGCAGCAAGUGGAGGCGGCCGUGCCUGGUCCGAUCCCAGGGGCAGAGCGGCGGAAGAGACGGUAA
Messenger RNA from Sporothrix schenckii 1099-18, 1188 nucleotides. Its product is annotated as endoglucanase. Lineage: Eukaryota; Fungi; Ascomycota; Sordariomycetes; Ophiostomatales; Ophiostomataceae. The transcript is spliced from 2 exons. The record is from RefSeq and is a predicted model, not a curated record. The coding region runs from base 1 to 1188 and encodes 395 amino acids.